CCACAACCUCCUCAUCCAUCCACCCACCCAUCCUCACCCCUUCAGACAAGCACUGGAUCGCUGUCUUCUGCCUGGCCUGUAGAUCUUUUCUGCUCUUCUUCCUCCCACUUUCUGUCGCUCCUUCGAAGAAGCCUUUUUUUAUUUCCUUUUCUUCCCAUCUCUCUUCAGCUUGCUUUUCGGGGGUAGACUCCUUUUUUUUUCUUAUUCCUUGCUUCCAUUAUUGCAAUUAUUGUUAUUAUUGGAAAUAUUAUCCAGGUCUAGCCCGUCAACUCCUUCCACACCCCCUCGUGACCGCCGGUUGGUUGCUUCAUUUACUUUAUAUUCUCCACCUUUGGCUUGCCCAGGGACACUCUUACAGUUUCUCCCACUUUUUUGGUCUCCCCAGCGCCGCGUCCAUAACGUCCCUAACCUAACCCCACCUCGGUUUGGUUUCGCCCAAACUGCUCUAAUUGAUCUGGGCUUCACUCUUUAUUGCUCAUUUAUCUGUAUAUAUUCCUUCCAUCACCUCUCCUAUCAUGUCAGGAAUACUGCGACGAGCAAAAUCAACACGCGAUGCUCGGGCAAAGGUUACCCGUGAUCAGCUGGAUUUCAACUUUGCCGCUGAAAUAGGGAGUUUGGCACCACCAAAGGUGUCGGGCGGGGAACCACAACCCUCUAGCCCUCGAGGGCUCGGUCGGCGCAAAAGCAUUUCAAGUUUUCAUGCAUCUCUGCGGAUAGGAAAUAUAUUUGACAACAUCCCUAAGAGCGCGAAUCCUUUGAAUAGGCUUUCCAUGCUCCCAGGAGGCGGCUCUACAUCUCUACCAGAGUCUCCUCCGAUAUCUGCAAUGAGGUUGUCCCCCAUGCCUCCGGAACAGAGCUGUGAUGGAGAUGGAAGGGUAAAUGAGCCGGAGAGGCCUUCGGAUGAUAGUUUGGUAGACGACACUGAGCUCCUUUAUAUUGGGAUGGCAAUUGGGAGCCCUACGGAGGUGCGGGAGGCAAGGAUGGAGAGUUCAGUUGUUCCUUCAUCGCUCGGUGUACGGCCAAGCGGUAAUGACACACCGCAGUUUGCACUGCCGCCUGAGCCAUUUGGUGUGGAGGUGCGAGGGCCAAUGAGUGGGGCGGUUAGGAAGAAGCAACUGCAGAAGGAGGGAAAACAUGGUGCUCAGGAGGAGAAUCCCAAGAGUGGGUGGAAGAAAUUGUUUGGGAGAAACUUUUUUGGUAAAAAGAAUGCGCCCAAACCAACUCAGCAGUCUCCGCAGCCACCACCUACGCGAGACUCCAUGGUGACAGCAGAGCUUAGACCGUUUCAAUCCAAGACUCCAUUCCUGAUAUCAAAAUCGCAUUUGAACAACCUAGCUGCGCCUCCGGCAUCACCAGCACCUUGUCUCGAUGUUGAUAUUCCCGAGAUUGAGAUGGAAAGAUAUAGCGUUAUGUUUGGCACAUUAUUGCAUCCGAGUGAGAAGUCAUCAUUAUUCGCCCGCAGGAGGUCAAGGGAUAUUCCAGCUGCCAAUGGGCAGACACAGCAAGCAGUGCCGCAACUGCAUCUGAGGCCGCUAAAGCGCAAUGCAACAACCGGUCAGGUUAGCCGCUCCCCUCGCUCCAUGCUCGGAAAUUCCCUCGGGAAUGCUAGUCCUCGGCCCGGAGCGGGCCCGGCUCGAAGCCCACAACUCGCUCGGUCUAAGACAGUGGGGGGUGUCUCUCCGGCACCCUCGCCGAGAACAGUAUAUGUUGUGGAUUCACAAAGCGCAGACAAUUCUUCCAUUUUAACGCCGGCUAGUCGCCCCUGCUCACUACGACAUAGCUCUUCGGGUAAAAUAUCACGAAUAUCGGAGGAGUCUUCCAUUGAUACGCCGAGGGGCAGCUUCGACGAGGGCGACGAUAGCUGGCUCACUAAGGACGAUGGGGCGGAGCCGCAGUGGGAAAUGAUUAAUCCUCAGGGCCGCUCGGCGCAGGAUACGCCGAAUACACCAAUGAGCGAAGAGGAUAUUGAAUACGCCGCGCAAAUUAGCAUAGCUCGUCAAAUCUCCGUCUCACAACGCCAACUGCUAUUGCCGAUUGUUCCCAGGUCACAGCGUCUCGUUAGUCGUGCACCACUGCGUAAACCGCCAAAUCCGCCGCUGGCAGGGAACAUCAUGCCUAGAUCUUCCAGCGCUGCUACAACGCACCCCUCCCCUUCCCCAGCCGCACCACUAACAGCAACGAAAGUUGGCAGCGCACGCUAGCUGCGUGCCUGUGUGUGUAUGAUGCAAGUGGGGGUUAAGGGGGGGUGGGUCUUGAAUAAACCAGUUUGCUUCUUUGGGUAGGCUACAGAUUGGUCCCUUAAAUGGAAUGACAAUGGGGCUCCUGGUGGAUUGUUCAUUGAUGCUCGAACGACCUGCCGGGUGGGGCGUUUGUUUAUGGAGUAUGGAGUUUCUUCUUCAAAUGUCUUCGUUUUUAGUUAUUUACUUUCCAUCAAUAUUCAUCCACUUUUUCAUUUUUA
Tuber melanosporum (Perigord truffle) is the source of this 2458-nucleotide messenger RNA. RefSeq lists its product as uncharacterized. The record is from RefSeq and is a predicted model, not a curated record. Bases 516 to 2201 code for a protein of 561 amino acids. The transcript is spliced from 3 exons. NCBI's taxonomy places the organism in Eukaryota, Fungi, Ascomycota, Pezizomycetes, Pezizales, Tuberaceae.